GGCUGACUGUUAAGGAGUACUCCCAGUAAGUUAACAGACAAAUGCGAGCCGAUGCAAACAUUUAAAGCGGAGCGUUUUCCCCGCAAUGUUUCGGACGUUUUUACAUCGUCGCUUUUGUGCCAAGUGCUCCCCGCUACCAUCGCCGCGGUCUCUCUUACUAACGCCGCAGGCGAAAUGUGUUUUUAUUCGGACGCAGACGCGUUUUGUCGGGGGCCAUUUCAAUUUUAAACACCGAUUAAAGUCCAGAACGUGGCUGUAUGGUGUCGGUACGGCCAUUGUUUUAGCAGUAGGUCUGAAAUACAGGUCUGACUCUGCAUACAGUUCAUGUGAUGAUAAAGUUAAAAUAGCACAAAAGACUCAUCCGUACACAGACGCCAUAGAAGUGAGCAGAGACCUCCUGGAGCGGAUAAAGGUAGGCAAAGAGGUAGAGGUCGGAGCUCCUGGACUGAUAGUUGGGGUUGCAGUGGAUGGUGUUCAAGUGUGGUCUGAAGGCAUCGGCUAUGCUGAUUUGGAGAAUCGUGUCCCAUGCACUCCCGAUACGGUGAUGCGGAUCGCCAGCAUCAGUAAGUCUCUCACAACUGCAGCUGCCGCUCGACUGUGCGAAGAAGGGAAACUUGAUCUUGAUGCCCCCGUCCAGAAAUAUGUGCCAGAGUUUCCUCAGAAACAGUUUGAUGGAAAAGAUGUUACAAUAACUUCUCGUAUGAUACUGUCACACCUAAGUGGCAUAAGGCACUAUGAGAAGGAUGCAAAGAAAGUUGAGGAGGACAAGGAGAAAGCCAAGCGACUUCUAAAGCAUCCAGGCACAAGUAAACAGAGAGACGAUGAGAAGAGCUUACCUGACAACAGAGACAAACCCGGAGGAGAUCAAACAUCUAAACGUAAAGAAUCCACUCAGGCUCAGCGGAAAAAGGAGUUUGAGCACGAAGAAUACUACAUAAAAGACAAUUAUGAAAGCGUUACUAAGUCCUUGGACCUUUUUAAGGACGACCCACUCAUUUUCAAACCCGGAACCACUUUCCUCUACUCCACUCACGCUUUCACUCUGCUGAGUGCUGUUUUGGAGCGGGCGGCGAACCAGCGCUUCCUGGAUAUCAUGAAGGACAUGUUUCAGGAGCUGGGAAUGCACAAUACAGUUCCAGAUGAGAAUGACCCCAUUAUAUAUCAUCGCUCCAGAUUUUAUCACCUCAACAAGCGAGGGCGAGUUGUAAACUGCCCGUACGUAAACAUCUCCUACAAAUGGGCCGGAGGCGGCUUCCUCUCCACGGUGGGAGACCUGCUGCUGUUCGGCAACGCUCUGCUCUACGGCUACCAGGUGGCCCACCUGAAGGACACGGAGGGGUUGCUCCCUGGUUUUCUGAAACCCAAGUCAGCCAUAGAGCUGUGGACGCCAGUCGACAAGACGGAAGCCUCCUGGGAUGCCGAUGGUCUGUACGGCCAGGGCUGGCUGGUGGUGGAGAAGCUGCAGAAGUAUGGUCAGUGCAGGAAACGCAGGCAUUACGUGUCCCACACAGGGGGAGCCGUGGGGGCCAGCAGCGUUCUUCUGGUGUUACCCAGUGAUGAGAUGGACCAACGCCAGGGACGGACUCCCUACCUCCCCCAAGGAGUGGUGGUCACCAUUAUCAUGAACAUGCAGUCUGUGGGACUGAACAGCACCGCACUAAAAAUUGCUCAUCAGUUUGACAAAGCCAGAAAUGUUUGAGACCGACUGGAUGAAAUUUUGGCUCCUCUUUUGUGUCGUCUUCUUUUUUUUAAUGCAGCUUUUAAAUCCAGCUGAAAACUGUUGAUCCAUGCCUCAUCUCAUUGGAAAAUAUGUUUUACAAUUCACAAAGCAAAAACUCAAAAAAAAAAAAAAAUGUUGUGGCUUUUAAGGUUGUUUUCUUUAAGCAGACUUCAGUGAAAGUUUUCCAGGCUACACUACAGUGAGAUUCUAAAGGGCUUCUGUAGGUUUUGUCAUUCUUUUCUGGGUUUUUGUUUUCACAAGAUGAUCACAGAGAGCUAAAGUCAUGUUGAUGUCUGGGUCGAAAGAACCCUAACUGACAUUGGCUUUUUUUUUUGUUUUGUUUUGUUGGGGUUUUUUUGUUUGUUUUUUGUUUUUUUCAAUUCAGGCAUACAGAUUACAUUGUCAGCAUUUUUAAAUGAUUUUCAUCCUGAAAAAUGAAGCCAGUUUACUUUCAGUCCAGUUCUUGUGUAAUUUAGAAUUCCUCAGUCUUUUGCUCCCUUGCUUCCUUUCUUAAGAAAGGUUUCACACCCACUGAAAGCAAUGAAGCAGUUCCUGACGGGAGUUUCCGUCGGUGACGUCGGUAGAUGGAAUUGCGCAAGACUCAAACACGUCUCUGGUCCUCUUUCAGAUCAGUGAAGGAUUUUAUUUUUUUCCUGUUUUGAUAUCACAGCUGUCAGAUAUUGUCCAUUCAUGUAGUUUAUUUUAUACCGCUCACAUGUUUAGCAUUUUAUUUUCAGUUUUCUUUUAAACUACUUGAAAUGUUAAUACAUAUGUGCAUAAUGCUCAUAGUUUCAACUUCAAGGAUAUUUCAUGAUGCAUUUGUUUUUUUGUCCAUCUACAAGUAACUGACAGUAAAAUUUUUAAAAUUUA
This is a messenger RNA of Poecilia reticulata (guppy), 2590 nucleotides long. RefSeq names its product lactamase, beta (gene lactb). Gene Ontology annotation, cellular component: mitochondrion. Gene Ontology annotation, biological process: regulation of lipid metabolic process; proteolysis. Lineage: Eukaryota; Metazoa; Chordata; Actinopteri; Cyprinodontiformes; Poeciliidae. The record is from RefSeq and is a predicted model, not a curated record. Gene Ontology annotation, molecular function: peptidase activity.